This is a messenger RNA of Miscanthus lutarioriparius, 471 nucleotides long. Lineage: Eukaryota; Viridiplantae; Streptophyta; Magnoliopsida; Poales; Poaceae. The record is from the annotation of a GenBank genome assembly.
AUGGCGCCGCCGCGGUCCAAGCCGACCAUCAUCAUCGCCUGUGUCCUCCUCUCCUUCCUCGCCGCCACAGCGUUCGCCGCACCCGCGGCGGCGGCGGCGCCUGACGAGGCGACGUGCGCGCCAUCGCUGCAGCGGCUGCUGUCGUGCCUGGACUUCAUUGAGCACCGGUCGGACGAGAUCCCGACGCCGUGCUGCAUCCAGGUGAAGCGCACGGUGGCGGAGCAGCCGUGCUGCCUCAUGCACGUCGUGCGCGGCAACGCCGCCAGGCUCAUCGGCCCCGAGUACGACAACACCCGCGCCGUGGUCAACGUCACCGCCAAGUGCCUCGGCGACGCCUCCGUCCUCAUGUCCAUCACCCGCAACUGCUCAGGCAAGCCGCUCCCGCCGCUGACGCCUGAGUUUACGUUUACUACUGCCGCGGUGCCGCCGCCAUCGUCGUCGUCAGGUGAGCAACAGAUUGAUCUGGGGUGA